UUUCAUCCAUCUUCAGGUUUCUCUGCAAAUUCUGCUUCAAAGUCAGCUCAUCAAUGGCGUCAAUUCAACCUUCACCAAAGAAACGAAAGAACAACAACAAACAAUCAACAGAAAUCAACAAGAGAAACAACAAGAAGAAGAAUCAGGAUCUCGCUGACGUCAGAAAACUAGGUCAACAACUGCUCUCAAACCGAUCUCACAUCAACAACCUCCCGCUUCUACUCAAUAUCCUCAAUCCGACGUCGUCUUCUCCACCUGAAUUCAUCCUUGAAGCUCUCCUCUCUGUUCAGUCGUUCUUCACUCCACUCGUUGCUGAACUUCCGUCUUCCUCCGCUAAACCUACUGAAGAUCCGGAAUCGGUUUAUGGAGUUUGGUUGCGGUCGAAGUUCGAUGAGUUUGUUGAGUUUUUGAUUCGGUUAUCUGUUUCCACAACACUUGUUGAAGAAGCUCUCAGAGAAGUGGUGGUGGAUACUUUGAUGGAGUGUGUGAAGGUUGGAAAUGCAGGGAAGUUUCAUUCGUCUAUAUAUCAUAAGUUUAUUCAUACUAUGGUUUACUCCAUCGAGGAGGCUGAUACUUUGUUAGACUUGCUUGUAUCAAAAUAUUUCAAGUACAUCGAUGUCUGCUAUUUUACUUACAUAAGUUUGGAGAAGCUAAUUCGAACACUUGAUGUCAGAUCUGCGAGUGCGGAGUCUGAAAAGGAAAGUCCGGCAAGCGCCAGCGGAGAGCUUUUAAUACGCAAUAUACAUCAUGUACUAUCUAAAAUUCCUCCCCUUCAACAACUUGGUGAAAAAUCUGAAUUUGAAAUGUGGAAUGCAUCAGGUGUUUUCACUAAAGACAGUAAAACUGAGACCAAGAAGAAGAGUAAAGACAGUAAAACCGAGACCAAUGAUGUUCCAUCUUCAGCUAUUAUUUCGAAAAAGAUGAAGUUGAAGUUUUCUAAAGCAUGGAUGGCAUUCCUUACAUUAGAACCGCUUCCUAUUGACGUCUACAAGGAGGUUCUUGUUACUCUUCAUCAAGCAGUGAUCCCUUAUUUGUCUAACCCCAAAUUGUUGAGUGAUUUUUUGACAAAAUCUUACGACAUCGGAGGUGUUAUAAGUGUAAUGGCUCUUAGCAGCUUGUUCAUUCUAAUGACGGAACAUGGUUUUGAGUAUCCCAAUUUCUACGUGAAGCUUUAUGCACUCCUUCAACCCUCUAUAUUCAUCGCAAAACACAGAGCCAAGUUCUUUCAGCUUCUUGAUUCAUGCCUGAAAUCACCUCUUCUUCCGGCUUAUCUGGCUGCUUCGUUUGCUAAGAAACUAAGUAGGCUAGCUCUUACCAUACCUUCUUCAGGAAGUCUUGUCGUUAUUGCUCUAAUCCAUAAUCUCUUGCGAAGGCAUCCUUCAAUCAACUGUUUAGUGCACCAGGAAGAGAAAGAUCAAACGGCCAAGAAUGACAUCAGCGCCAACCCAGGCAUUGAUCAUUUUAAAAACGAAGAAACCGAUCUUAUGAAAACCAAUGCCUUGAGGAGUUGUUUGUGGGAAAUUGAUACCCUGCGCCACCACUAUUGCCCCCCGUUGUCCAGGUUUGUACUUUCACUGGAGAACGAUUUAACGGUUAGAUCCAAAACAACAGAAGUUGCUGUGAAAGAUUUCAGUUCAGGUUCAUAUGCAACCAUAUUUAGAGAUGAGAUGAGAAGGAGAGUUAAGCAGGUUCCAUUGGCUUUCUACAAGGCCAUACCUACUUCAUUGUUUUCAGAGAGUGAUUUUGGUGGUUGGACUUUCCAAUCUGAAGAACAAAAACAAUGAAGAAAAUGUUACAAAAUGAUUCUUUUUGAGGUAGAAGUUGAUUGUUGUAAGAACAAGAGGGAUGAGUUUUGCCAACUAUUCAAAGUUGUUUUUUUUUUUAUUUACCAAUUAAUUAAUGUUUCUUUUUUAUUUA
This is a messenger RNA of Helianthus annuus (common sunflower), 1917 nucleotides long. RefSeq names its product protein NUCLEOLAR COMPLEX ASSOCIATED 4. The record is from RefSeq and is a predicted model, not a curated record. Gene Ontology annotation, cellular component: small-subunit processome; Noc4p-Nop14p complex; nucleolus. The transcript is spliced from 15 exons. Gene Ontology annotation, biological process: ribosome biogenesis. Lineage: Eukaryota; Viridiplantae; Streptophyta; Magnoliopsida; Asterales; Asteraceae. The coding region runs from base 54 to 1784 and encodes 576 amino acids.